AUGAACGUAUUACCAGAUUACAAAGAGGAUGAACCACCCACAUAUACGGAAAAUCGUACUCAAAACCCAGAAUAUGCAAGUUUUCGAAGUUAUCAAUAUACUUUUUUACCAAGAGACGAAGAGGUCAAAUUCAAUCAGACCCAACCACCUCAACACAUGCCCAAUACAACAGAAGCAACUGCUCAUUUAAAAUUAUUGAAAGCUUUUGGGGAAUUGAAAAAGAAGGUACUUGAACUGAAAUCAACUAAAAGUUCAGAUGAUAAAGACUGGAAAAUGUUUGUCACCCUUGCUGUUAGACGAUUCAUUAUAUUCAUAUCAGCUUUGAAACAACGCAGUAAUGGUUUUACAAGAGGUGACAGGAAUUUGGAAACAACUAUCGAUAAUCGAAGUCAAGCAUUUACAACCAUGGCUAAUCAAUUGAUUCCUCCAUUGGACGUUAUUAUGGUUUGGCACGCAUUCAUGUUGAAUCCAUUGACGUUUUAUGAUGUAUUUGUCAGAAACGACAUGUAUUAUUUCAUCAAUUACCCAUUCCCAUUGCAUAUAAUCAAUGCUUAUAUAAAUGAUUCAACUUUUGAGUUUGUUGUUCCUGAUGAGUUGAAAAAGAACUAUUUAUCAUUCAUUGGUGGCUUCACCAGGAAUGCUAAUGAUUUGCAGUACGAUCCGGAUUUGAUUACAUUUCGUGAACAUACAGUAAUUUUAUACUGUCCUUACACUGGAAAUCCAAUCAGCAAUGAUAUACCAUUAACCACUUCUGACGGUACUGGAUUUAUUGAUGAAGGAUUUAUUACCGACAACAUGGGAUUCAAAUAUAGAAAUCUCCAGAAUAUAGGGAUGGGUACAAAGUAUAUCACACAUGAUGAAUUGCGGAAGUUUUUACUAGAUUUUGAUAUUCAACAACUGAGGAUUCUAGAAGGUUUGAUUAAAUUUUAUUCACGAAUAAUGGUAGGUCCAAUGCUUGUGACUAGACAUCCUGAUAGGAUUAAUGAUGAAAUUUCCAAGGAUGUCACGACCACAUCUCAGGAAUUUCAUGCCGAUAUUUCCAAAAAACCUAACCCAGCAGUUCCAUCUUUUCAAGAUAUCUUACGAAGAGUUCGUUCAAAUAAUCGAUAUCGUCUGGCUGCUCAACGGUUGAUUUUAGGAGGAUAUUAUAAAUUCAAUGUGAUCAGUUUUACUGUUCCUAAUAGUAUUCAGAUUGGUGAAGAUUUAGUGGAUUGUGUCAUUCGUCAAGGUAGUUUUGUUGAAAAGAUGAAUAAGCUUAAUUGGUUAAAUUCACCAUUGAGAAAUGAAGGGUUAUCUGAAUCUUUGGUUAGAUAUCGAAGAUUUUUUGAACUAUUGACCGAGAAAACCUUGAAUCGUAUGUUGGUGCCUACUUUAGAUAUUGACUUAAUGUGGCACACUCAUCAGUUACUGUUGUAUGGAUAUAUUAGAGACUGUAAAUCAUCUCCAUGCCAAAGAGUGAUUGAUCAUAAUGAUAAAGUGGGACAAAAACCUUUAGAUGAUGGAUUUGCAUUCACGUCUAAGUUAUAUAAAUUGAAGUUUAAAGAAGAGUAUUCUGUUUGUUUCUGUAACUAUUGCGUUGCUAAGAGAGCAAGUAAACGCAGUAAAAUAUCCCGGGCAUUCAAAUCACUGAAGAAAUUGAAAGCUGAACAAGAAACAAUGCAAUCAAGUCCAUUAUUCUUACAGAAUGGAGAAGGUAUGACACAUGUUGGUGAACAUUGUUCUGUGGUACAAUUCGUCAAAUGUGCUGGUACUCCAGGUGCUUGUGCUGGUAUGGCUACAUGUGCACAUAUCGGUGCUGUUUAUUUAGGAGGUGCAUUCAUUGGUGCUGCAUAUAUGGGAGGUUGUGGUGCCGGUGGUAAUUGUGGAAGUGGAGAAAAUGGUGCUGCGUGUGGAGGAGGUGGCGGGUGUGUUGGUGGUGGCGGAUGUGUUGGUAAUGCCGGUGGUGUCAAUUGUGGUUCCUCGGUAGGAUGUAUUUCAGGGGGAUGCGGUGGUGGUGGAGGCGGGGGAUUCUGA
Messenger RNA from Candida tropicalis MYA-3404, 2013 nucleotides. RefSeq names its product glycine-rich domain-containing protein. The record is from RefSeq and is a predicted model, not a curated record. The transcript has a single exon. Bases 1 to 2013 code for a protein of 670 amino acids. Lineage: Eukaryota; Fungi; Ascomycota; Pichiomycetes; Serinales; Debaryomycetaceae.